Messenger RNA from Somion occarium, 2142 nucleotides. NCBI's taxonomy places the organism in Eukaryota, Fungi, Basidiomycota, Agaricomycetes, Polyporales, Cerrenaceae. The record is from the annotation of a GenBank genome assembly.
UCUUGAGCUCUUUAUUAACUGCAUCCCUCUCGCUGAGUUCUACCUCCAUCCUACACCUUAUUCGGUGUCUGAUAUUGAGGACAAGACGUAGGUGGAACGCUUUAUAUAGUAUUACCAAAGUACGUUCGCCUUCUCGUAUUUCGUACGCCGCCACCGUCACGAUAUCUAGUCGUUCACACAACGUUGAAUAAGAGGAUUGUAAUGUUAUGAUCUUCAGAAUAUGUUGUCUUCCAAAUGUGAAACUGACAAUUUUUUGAAUAGAUUGUUGUCUGCAACAAUUACGUCUCUGUAGACAGUUAUGAUUCCUCCAAUGGCUCGGGCACUUGUCCGGAAUACCCCUACAUUGGCACCAAUACCACAUAGAGGGAUUAUAUCCGUGACGGGACCGCAUGCACUGGACUUUCUCAACGGCAUUGUCUCCUCGACCAUUCCAUCCGACUCAAAUCGCCAUUUCUUCUCCGCUUUUCUACAUGCGCAGGGUAGAGUCCUCUACGAUGUGUUUGUAUACGCCAACCCAUCUCCGGAUGGCCGAAGAGGGCACCUCAUCGAAUUCGACAGUCGAUCGUCUGAAGCACCUCCCUUGCUCUCAAUGUUGAAACGAUACGUUCUUCGGUCCAAGGUCAAGAUAUCGGACGUCUCUGACCAAUACGAUGUCUGGGCUGCCUGGGGCUCUGAUAUAGAGAAGUCUUGGGAGAAUGAGCGACAUUGGACUGUCGCAAGAAGCGGUGCUGCAGAACCUGUCUGGGAUGCUGAUGCCAAUUGGCCAUGGGGUACAGAUUCACUCAAAAUUCGUGACCGGAGAGGGGUAGGGUUGGGCUACCGGUUGCUAGUUAGAAGGGGUGAUAGACCGCAGGAAUCAUCAACUCAUGACACACAAUCAUCAGAAGCAUACACUUUGCAUCGUUUCCUCCAUGGUGUACCUGAGGGUGUAACGGAUAUUGUUCCGACACAAGCAUUUCCGAUGGACUCCAACUUAGAUAUCAUGGGCGGUCUUGACUUCCGCAAGGGUUGUUAUGUUGGACAAGAAUUGACAGUGCGGACAUAUCAUACGGGCGUAGUCCGGAAGCGCAUCUUCCCUGUUGUUGUUCAUCAUCCAGAUCAUGGGAUAGACGAUGUCAAAGCUUCAAGUCAUCAUUCGUUCCCUGCAGGUCUCGACAUCCGCCCCAACGUUAUUCACGCGCCUGGAGAUAAUACUGGCACUAGGGCAAGACCACGGGGUACCGGGAAAUUGUUGACCACAUUGCAGGGUGUUGGACUGGCUCUGCUGCGUUUGGAACAUGUUGAUGCUUUCGAACAUGGAGAAUUGAAGCUUACUUUCGAAAGUGAAGAUGCGGACGCAAGCAAGACGUUGUGGGGAGUUACGCCUUGGAGACCAUCUUGGUGGCCGAGACUUAUAAACGAGGAUGAAGAUCACUAGAGCGAGCAACCUGAAAAGCAAAUCAGUAUCUACCUAUCGUGAUAUAUUCAAUCAUCAUAUGGCAUAUGUUUCAAAGGUUGUGGUCAUGAGCUGCCAAACCUCGAGACCACGCGUACCAACCCCUUUGAGUGGUUGACGGUUUGGGUGCUGUAGUAUCUUUACGUUUGUCAUGGUGCGUCUUCACUCGCGUACAUUGGUCUUUGCCCCGGUCUCUUGAAUACUCGAUCGCACCUGACACCGAAUAGAUCAAGGCUUUGACUACGUGGCGCUUGGAGUGCAUGGUGGGUGGAAAUGGCGGUGACAACUCGUAAGACCAUAGUCAAUGAGUUUCCUAGGAUGCGGAUGGGAGAUCACAGAACGCCCGGUUACAGCCAACUUCGGGAGAGUUUCAACAACUCGCACACAUCCUCUCGCAUCGUGCUGUUCAUUGGCAGUGCAAACCGACGGCACACACUUGGAAGGUGGAUGGAACGCGUGUCACGCGUUUCCGGCCUCAUCUCACUAGUCAGCCGCCGCCUUUUCUACCUUCGGUCGUUUUGUAUCAUUUUCUACAAGGGCUCCUCUACCUCCCAAAUACAGCCUUACACUCCCUUCAAUGUCUCGUUCGUCAGCCCCACCAUCUACACUGAAUCAGAGUGAGUCUGUUCACAUCAACAAACCACAGGAAAUUGUCAGGAUGAGUUUCUUGAUUCGAACAGCUCUCAGGAUCUAUAAGAAUAGAUGCA